This is a messenger RNA of Populus trichocarpa (black cottonwood), 1696 nucleotides long. RefSeq lists its product as uncharacterized. The transcript has 9 exons. Gene Ontology annotation, cellular component: chloroplast thylakoid membrane. NCBI's taxonomy places the organism in Eukaryota, Viridiplantae, Streptophyta, Magnoliopsida, Malpighiales, Salicaceae. The coding region runs from base 97 to 1506 and encodes 469 amino acids. Gene Ontology annotation, molecular function: protein binding. The record is from RefSeq and is a predicted model, not a curated record.
CUACUUUGUGCUGUCUAUAUAUAUAUUUGCAGCAGAUACCCUCACGCUUCACACUUCUCUGAUAUUUCUGCGAUACAGACAAAUAGAAAGAAAGAAAUGGCAAUCAUUGCUGUUUCAGCGCCAAGAGGGGCUCGAUUCUCUUGCUUUAAUACUAACCCUCUUCCUCAGUUACCAAUUCCAAGCAGGAGAUCAAGUAAGCUCAAUUUUCGCUCAAAGGGUUUUACCCCUUUUGCCCGAUAUGCUCAAACACAGCAGGAUCUUUUCUCUUCUCGUCUCCAAGAUAGUAUUGAAAACUUGCCCAAACUGGUGGAGGAUAUUGUUCAGACAUCUAUCAACACCGGUCCACGGGGAGCCCUAAGGUUAGCUCAGGGCGUUCAAGCAUUUCUUGGAGGUGGUGGCGAAUGGCUGGCAGAUGUAUCGAAGGAUGUGGAUGUCAUGGCCUUUGCCAAAGACCUGGACAAGAUAUUUUCAUCAAUACAGGAUUUGGAUACUGAAUUAAUUGUUGCAACUGCCAGGGAUACAACUACAAAUGCAACCGCUGUAUCUGCCAAUGCAGUUGUUGAUGAGAGGCAAUUGAAUGCACUUUUUCUUGAUGUGAAAGUUUCCGAAGUAUUUGGUAAGGGUAAUUACAAAUACCUAGAAUUGGAUGGGGAAGCUCAAUCUUGGAAAAACCAGAGAAUGGUGGUAGCCCGAGGAAAAGCGAAUUCAGAAAGGAAUGGUGUGGAUUUUGACAGUGAUGAAGAGAAUGGGAAUGGAGGAGGGGGAGGAGAUCAGGAACCGUUUGAUUGGGAAAAGGAGAUGAGGAAGAGAGUGAAGGAGAUUGAAGAGAGGAGAGAGUUGGUGAAGAAAGCUGAGGAGUUGCAGAACAGAAUAUUUGAUGAUAAUAGCCAAGAAGAAAAAGAAGAGAGCGAGGAAGAGAAGAAGGAGAGAGUGAGAAAAGAGCUCGAAAAGGUGGCCAUGGAACAGGCAGAGAGAAGAAAGACAGCUGAAUUGAUGUUCGAAUUAGGGCAAAAAGCUUAUGGAAAAGGCAUGUACGUAAGGGCUAUUGAGUUUCUUGAAGCCUCACUUACGAUCAUUCCAAGGUCGACACUGUUUGGUGGUGAGAUACAAAUAUGGCUGGCUAUGGCUUAUGAGGCUAAUAAUCGACAUGCUGACUGCAUUGCUCUUUACAAGCAAUUGGAAAUGAAGCACCCUAGUAUUAGCAUUCGACGUCAAGCUGCAAAUCUUCGAUAUAUAUUGCAGGCACCUAAGCUUAAGAUAUCCCAGGAGGAGAUGGUCACCAUUCCACUCAUUGGUUCAACAUAUGACAGGUUUCCUCACAAUGGUAGACUGCUUUCCUGGAAUUUCCACAUCAAACUUGGCCAUGCUGUGGUGUGUCUAGCUCUAGAUGGUCCAGACUUGGACUUGAUGGAAGCUAGCUGUGUAUCUUUGCAGGGUUAUCACCCAUUUGCAGGCUUUAGUGAUAUUGGUGAUGUCAUUUCUUGGUUCUGGAUGCUAGCUGUGUAGCUUUGCAGGGUUAUCACCUAUUUGCCUUGCUUUAGUGAUGUUUUGUAAUUGGUGAUAUCAUUUUAGGUCAUGGUUUUAUAGAGAUUAAUAAGCAUUAGGCUUCUCCAGAAUGUGAAAAUCGGUGGAAAGAAUUGUAAUUAUAAUUGAUCUUAAAUAAUGGAUGAUGUAGCUGUCUUGAGGAAUUUUUUGU